CGGUAUUGCCAGGCUCAGUUCGUUGGACAGCCAGAGCUUAUUGGACGGUGCACUAUGAAAGGCUCUUUGGAACCCGACAGACUGGUGGGGGUCUACUCCACAAGACUGGAUGAGAAGCUAGAAGAUAUGCUAGAUGAGUUUGACAACUUCGACUAUACUCACAAACCGCUUCUAACUCAAGCUGAAUUUGAAGAAGAGUUUCUUGUUAUCAUUGAGAAGCUUUUCAGAAGGAGAAAUAAAUAUCAGAUGGUCUCGUCAAUAUUUGAGAAGAUAAUAUCCAAGUCACUCAAUGAUCAGCACAAGUUUUUAUGUUUGAUUGAUUUUAUGGUCAACAUUUCCAGGUAUGAUCCAGCCAACUUCAAGAAUCUUCCAAAUGACAUUGUCGCUAAUGUGGCCCAUACUCCGAUUUUUGCCAAAACACAAGAGCUUAUCUAUAAUAUGGGAAGAAUGAACUAUCAGUUCAAGAAAUUUUCCAAGCAAGCCGCCAAAGAGAGCAAAAGUGACGCUAAGGAUGAGACCAUAGCAGUGUUGCCACAGCAGAACACUGUUCCACAUGCCUUGGACACAAAUGAUGAAUCUGGCAGUGAUUCUGCUGACGAACCCGCAAACCGGAUCAUGGAUGUUUCCCUUGCUGAGUUGACUAAAAAAAUUAUGAGCAAGACUAAAACUGCCACCAAAAAAAUGAACGAGAAGAAAUCUGGUCUUGCCCAGAAGGAAGAGUUGAACGGAAACGAGGAUGACAUGUUAGAUGCUUCGCAUUUGGAAGCAAGUGAUUCUUCGGACUAUACUCGGCCACAUUCAAGGGAGAAUGAUUUGAAUCAAGCAGAUGAUUACUCUUCCGAUGAAAAUGAUGAGCCUUCUUCACUACAUACCAUCCGAGAAAGAGGAAACAAGUUCUCUUCGAAGUCCAAGUUAGAAACUUUGGUGGAGUCAGAUUCUUCCGACUACUACACAGGCGAAGAAUCCUUUGAUGAGAAUGAAGCUUUGGUUGACGAUAAGAACGUUGACACAAUGACCGUUAGAAGGGUUCGGAGCCAUAAAUUGCUAGUCCCAAAAGGUAAACAUGUUAGCGCAAAGGGGGAAGAAACAGACAAUAAGAGGGCUGCUGGCAGCAACGAAGUUGAAGACGAGGAUUUUGACGUUACAAUGAAUAACUCGACGUCAAUUAUGGAACAUCUUAUGGAUUACAAAGAUUCCACAAAUGAUGCGCAGCGUGUACGAAUCACCAAAUCCAGGAAAGGUAUACUAGUAUCUCGAAUAUCCAAGGGUAAUGAACUAAUGAGACCCGACAAACCAAAAAGUAGGUCAGCCGCCGUCUCAUUUGGAUUAACCAAGCGGCAGAAGUUAGGAGAAUACGGAAACCAAGUUCACUUCCAGAAAAAAACACUCAAAAAUUUCAAGCAAAUUUCUCCAGUCAAAAGAAAAGCUUUCAUGGUGUUAGAGAAAGACUUAGAUUUUUUGUAUUCUGGGUUAGAGCGUCUUAAGCCGUCAUGCAGUGCAACUCUGCAAAAGGAAGCAAUUAAAGGAUUUAGCUACAAGCCUGCUCAGUACUCUUUAUUCAAAGAUCUUAGAGAAGAGGUUUCUGGUGUUGACUCUGAGGUUGCAGAAUUUGCUGACAGUCUCUUGAAUGCCUUUGUCAGUCAACUUGCCAAACGAUGCGGGGGUAAUGAUAUCGAUGAAUCGCAAUUUGUGCAUCCUUUUGAAUAUAAUUACAUAAUGGAGAAGUUCGAAGAAUUGAAACAGAAGUCGGUCAAAUUACCUCCAAUUAUCUUUCAUAAAAGGUUUGAUUCAUUGUUCGAUUACGAAGGCAAUGUAAAUAGUGACAUCAAGACGCUUAAGAUUCACAACACUAAAGUUAAAGGUCUUAUGAGGUUGACUGUAUUUGAGACAGAAGACCAAUAUUACCAAGUUUUCAAGAAAAUUGUUCCUCGAGACAAAAUUGGUUCUAGGAUCAAAUUUUUGAACAACUUAAUAACAGACGGCAAAUCAUUAUUCUGUUUUGAUUUGGUGGAUACCGUGCAGUAUAUGAUGAAUGAUCCAAGAUAUAUUGUAGACAGUGAGGAAGAAGAAGAGAAACUGAUUGCACAACAGAAAGCAGCAGCAGAAGGAGCUAAAAAAAUGAGGAUAAAUUUUAUCAAAUCGAGUUCGAAGCAUAUUGAGACUGACAAGGAAAGCACGGAAACUGUAAUUGUUGAGAACAAUGACUUGAAUGGUGAUAUGUCUGAGGUUGUUCCGGCCAAGGUAAGGUCACCAAACGCAAAUGACCAGGCCUAUGAGAGAGCUACGAUUGACAGCGGUGAUCAUGGGGCAAAAUGUGAAAUACAAGAUAAUAUGAAUGAUAAACUUAUCGAAAGGAAUAUUGAUCAAGAACAAGAUUCACUCAAUAAAGACGCCCCUGAAAUAGAGAGAAAAACUGGUGAACAUGAAGGCAAAAGUUUGCCACAAUCUCCUCUUUCAAAAAAAAAGGAGACGCAGACUGAAGGUUUCUCAGGGAACUUCGAAAAGCAAGAAGGUUUUGUGGAAGCGUUGGAGGAUAAAUCAGAGAAAUUGGUACAGAAUUCUGCGUCAGGAUCUUCGGAGAAGUCUGAAGAGGCGAUAGAAAAGAAGGUUGCAGUAGAAGAUGAAAAGUCGGAAAAGAUAUCUCAAACCGCAGAAGAGCUCAGUAAACCAACGUAUGGUGGCCUAGUAGAAAAGACGAGUAAUGACUCAACAAAUUUUGCGUUCGGUGAACCUCUGACACAGUUAGAGUUGGAGCAAAAGUUGAGAGAAAAACGUGCACAGAUUCAUUUAUCGGAUAAACCAACAGAAGAAAGUCUAAAUGAUGAUCGUUCUACUGCGUACUCCUCAUCGAAAGGAUUAAGCAUUUCGACAAGAGCAAUCAAAAAGGUACUCUCCACAAAGGAAUGUUUUGAACUGCUUGCAGUUUUACUUUUUCCAAGACUAAAAAUUGAUCCUACUUAUGAAGGAAUUCCAUUAUCUAGCUUGCGGGCUAUAGGAUCUGCUUAUGAUCCUUUUAGGCCAUAUCUAUUGUCGUUGUUUCUUUCUGAUGUGUUUGAAUUCUUGAGACUGCCAAGGUAUUUCAAAGUCGACGCAAUGAUGUUUGAAUUACAGUUGCAGGAUUUAUUAAAAAGUGCAAAUCCAGGUUCAAAAAUGAAAGCCGUUGCAUUCCAUGGCUAGAACCCCAUUUUAUGUAUCAUAUGUAUAUUAGUAAUUAACCGAAGUGGUUUAAUAAAUAGUCAGGUUUUGUGUGUAUAUAAAUU
Pichia membranifaciens NRRL Y-2026 is the source of this 3260-nucleotide messenger RNA. RefSeq lists its product as hypothetical. Bases 55 to 3177 code for a protein of 1040 amino acids. The record is from RefSeq and is a predicted model, not a curated record. The transcript has a single exon. NCBI's taxonomy places the organism in Eukaryota, Fungi, Ascomycota, Pichiomycetes, Pichiales, Pichiaceae.